This is a messenger RNA of Sclerotinia borealis F-4128, 2475 nucleotides long. The record is from the annotation of a GenBank genome assembly. NCBI's taxonomy places the organism in Eukaryota, Fungi, Ascomycota, Leotiomycetes, Helotiales, Sclerotiniaceae.
AUGUCUAGCUAUGUCGCAGGUGGAUAUGGGGAGGAACAUAAACGUGGGGGAAAGAGGGAGAAGCUGGCAGGAUAUUUUAAAGCUGCAAAUGAACUCCGACAAUCAUACUCGCAAUCGUAUUCCGAAAAAUGGGGAGGAAACAACGGAGUGGAUGAUGAUCCGCUCGGAAUACCAGGUUCAUUCCCGGAUGUAGCGAUUGUUUCUCAUGGAGAUGAGCAAAUGAUUUUAUUUCCAUCGUAUGCGCGGAGACAUACGAAGGAGAAACCCUUCUUUGAAAAUACUAACAUGAAUCCCAAGUUGAACGAACCGGGAGAUGCGGAAUACUGGGACAGGGAAUGGCAGAAAUAUGAGGAUGACAAGGCUAUAGUCGAUGUGGAUGUUAGAGGAUGGCUUUACUCUCCUCAUAGAGGGCCUAUGACAAGAAAGAAUCGGCUACUCAUUGGACUUGCACGUCAGUUGAGUGGCAUACCAGCACCGAAAUCUGGGAGCCGCGAUACCAGUCCGGAUUCAAAUUCAUUAAGAGCGAAGCAUAGAGAACAUGAGGAUAGACGUGAUGAGGAGAAAAUUGCCCGAGAAGCAGAACAAAUAUUGAAAAGGGGACGAGGUGAGAAGCAAGCAGCCCUUCGUGGUGACUACAGUGAAACGCCAAAACCCGAUUCAGAUAGUGAUAGCAUUUAUGGAGAGCGUGGUAGGCGGCGCGGUGGUAGUUCAAGAGUGUCACCUGAGUCAUCUCCUGCUCCCGGUCGACUGUCGAAACGUGCAUCAUGGAAUCAGCCUUCCGAGAUGACCCAGGCGGAGCUUUUGACAGCAAAUGCGCAUUUGAUGGCACGAUUAAGGCCAUUCCUUACGAAUCCAAUGGUCUCUACAGCAAUCACGGUCUUCUUCUAUGAUGAAAAGAACUCUUCGUCACGAACAAUAGAAACAAAUGACGCAGGUCAUUUCAUUAUGCGAGCUGCUUUGGAAUUUGUUCCUACACAUGUUAGAGUAUUGGCCUCGGAGAAUCUUUCAGCGAUUGAAGAAGUCAAAAUCACUGAACCAAAAGGGGUCAGUCUAAUCAGUGAUGUCGAUGAUACCAUCAAACAUUCUUCAAUUGGUGCAGGGUCUAGAGAGAUUUUCAGAAAUGUGUUCAUCCGUGAAUUCGCUGAUCUCACGAUUGAGGGUGUCAGGGAAUGGUAUAAUACAAUGUAUGAUAUGGGUGUAGGGGUACAUUACGUAUCUAAUUCACCUUGGCAGCUAUUCCCAGUCCUGGUGAGCUUCUUCAGAAAAGCAGGGCUGCCACCUGGAUCUUAUCAUCUAAAGCAAUACAGUGGAAUGCUUCAGGGGAUCUUUGAACCCGUCGCAGAAAGAAAGAAGGGCACUCUUGAGAAGAUCAUGCGAGAUUUCCCAGAGAGGAAGUUUAUCCUGAUUGGUGAUAGUGGUGAAGCAGAUUUAGAAGUCUACACAGAUGUCGUCCUAGCAAAUCCGGGGAAAAUCCUCGGAAUCUUUAUUCGAGAUGUUACAACACCUGCCGAUAUAGGAUUCUUUGAUACGGCGCUGGGCCCACUCAGUGGAGAGCGUCGAAGAAUUGAACCUUUAUCUCGAACACAAUCCAUUGAUAGCAGGAGAUCAUCUACAUAUAGUAAAUCAGACCAGUCAGACAAGCGACCAUCUUUACCUCCUAGAGUACCCUCGGAAACGAAACCUCAAACCAGCAAUGGUCCAGCCAUGGGGACUCUCAUUGAUUUCGCAGAUGAGCCCGAGAAUGAGCCUGUACAUAUACCUCAUCGGCGAAUGAUACCUCGAUCUAUGUCAGAUAUGGAAAACCUAGGUGUUCCACGACGAAAGUCUGCCAAUGAUGGUAAAGCGGCUCCACCUCGACCUUCCAAGCCUCUGUCGCUUCGAGGAGCAAGCACAAUUACAGUCGUUCCACUUGAACCAUCCGAACCCACCAAUAAAAGCUCUCCCCCACCGCCACCAAAACCUCGUCGUUCGGGUGCUAUACACGGAAGUGUACAUCAUCCAUUGAAACAAGCACAAAGCAGUGCGGAAAUGUCAGAAUCAUCUAAUGACGGCUACAUAUCUAGUGCUCGCCAUAAAGUUGCAGAGACAUACAAUAAUCUUCCCGAAAUGAGAUCGUACAUGCCAGGCAUGGGCGAAUUAAAUUCCAGGCCCCAACCUUCACCCAGUCAAACACAAUCACACUCACACUCACACAGUCCAUUAUCGCCCCACGGACCCCCGCCCCCACCACGCCGAACAUCCACCAUCCCCUCCUCAAUCUCCACAGCCAGCACUCUCACCCUCACCAACACCAACAACAGCAAUAACAACAGUCCCUCCUCAUCCGAAGACGAAUAUUACCGCCCCAACCACGGAGCUCCCACGAGCAAAAAAAUUAGAACUGUGGAAACGUCGCUGGAAACGCGCAAAGGAUAUACUGGAUGCGCAAGAUGUGACACUGAGAGCUUGGAGGACGGGCGGGGAUGUGUGUAUUGA